CGGUGCGCGCUGUGCCAGGCUGGGCGCCUGGCUCCCCGGGGCUCCCCAAGAUGCUGUUCUGGCACACGCAGCCCGAGCACUACAACCAGCACUCCACCGGCAGCUACCUGCGUGAUGUCCUUGCACUGCCGAUCUUCAAACAGGAGGAGCCCCAGCUGUCUCCUGAGAAUGACACCAAACUGCCUCCGUUUCAGUAUGUUCUCUGCACAGCCACAUCCCCUGCUGUAAAGCUGCAUGAAGAAACCCUUACCUAUCUCAACCAAGGUCAGUCUUAUGAAAUCCGUCUACUUGAGAAUAGGAAAUUGGGAGAGUUUCAAGAUUUAAACACAAAAUAUGUAAAGAGCAUCCUUCGGGUGGUUUUCCAUGAUCGGCGUCUGCAAUAUACAGAACACCAGCAGCUGGAGGGCUGGAGAUGGAGCCGGCCUGGGGACCGCAUCCUUGAUAUAGAUAUCCCACUGUCAGUCGGUAUCUUGGAUCCCAGGGCCAGCCCGACCCAGCUAAACACUGUUGAAUUUCUGUGGGAUCCAUCCAAAAGAGCAUCUGCAUUCAUUCAGGUACAUUGUAUCAGCACAGAAUUUACACCAAGGAAACAUGGUGGAGAGAAAGGGGUGCCCUUCAGGAUACAAAUCGACACAUUUAAACAGAAUGAGAAUGGCGAAUAUACCGAACACUUGCAUUCUGCAAGCUGCCAGAUCAAAGUGUUCAAGCCUAAGGGAGCUGACAGAAAGCAGAAAACAGACAGAGAGAAAAUGGAGAAGAAGACUGCCCAAGAGAAGGAGAAAUACCAGCCCUCCUAUGAUACGACCAUUCUCACAGAGUGUUCUCCAUGGCCAGAUUUGCCUUAUCAAGUGAACAACGCUCCGUCUCCAAGCUACAACAGUUCUCCAAACAGCUUCAGCCUUGGAGAUGGCAACAGUUCUCCAACCCACCAAGUGGAGCUCCUGCCUCCCAGCAAUGAUCACCUCCUUCCCUCUGCUUCCAUUCAAGAUGUCCAGCAGUGGCUUCAUCGUAAUAGGUUUUCUCCAUUCUGUAGACUCUUCUCAAGUUUCUCGGGUGCUGACUUACUGAAGAUGUCCAAAGAAGAUUUUGUUCAGAUCUGUGGGCCUGCUGAUGGAAUUCGGCUCUUUAAUGCAAUCAAAGGAAGAAACGUAAGGCCUAAAAUGACAAUUUAUGUCUGUCAAGAACCAGAGCAGAACAGGUCUCAUCUGCACCAAAAACGAGAGAAUGGAGAUGGUAAUCUGUGUGUAUAUCAUGCAGUCUUCUUGGAAGAGCUGACAACCCUGGAAUUAAUUGAGAAGAUUGCAAACUUGUAUAGCAUUUCCCCACAGCAGAUAAAUCGGAUCUAUCGGCAAGGACCUACAGGGAUCCAUGUAUUAGUGAGCAAUGAGAUGGUGCAAAACUUCCAGGAUGAGUCUUGUUUUGUUAUCGGCACAUUAAAAGCUGAAAGCAAUGAUGGCUACCACAUCAUUUUAAAAUGACCACUCGGCCUAGCAGGACUGUAACAGCCUAAAACUACAAUGCCUCACCAAGAUUGCUGCAACCCAGACUGGAAACAUGAAGAUCCAUUUGGAUAAAGCGCUCCCAUGAACUGCAAAAUACCAGAGGUCUUAAGGAAAAAGAAACUUCGUAGACAAGUGGUUUUCUGAGAACAGAGAUGAGAAUAUCUUCAGAGUCUGUGUAUUUUUCUACCCCAUCUCUCCUAUUUAGGCUUUUAAGUUGUUGAGGGUCCUGCUUAUUGCUCAGAUACAUCUGCCUUUUUCUAAAGGGAAAUGCAAAAUGAAAAGCAAUUCUCAUGGCUGGAACUGGUUUAUCUACAGUGCCUUCUGAGUACUCUUGCAUUCAGCACCAGUCUCAUCUCAGAUACAAGCUCUUAUCCUCUUUCUAGGCAGAGGACUAUGGGUUGGGAUCCACAAACGGGUGUAGGUGUAACAACAUUGAGGGUCAUAGUGCCUAGAAAAUCCCUGAAACAACUCCGCAAGCCACAAAGCCAAUUUAGACACUUCGGCUCCCCGUACAAUGAAUGGGGAGAGAGAGGCACCUUUGACUGCGAUCCACAAAGUCAACAUGCUGCAUGGAGGCACCUGUCUUGGCUAGUGAUCCACAAACUGGAGGAACACAGGUGCUGGGCUGCUCGUGUGGGACCCAAAACAUAACAGCUGGGGGUGGGGUUAGAGGAAGGGGAGGAAGACCUCCCUUGUCGUUAGCCUGGUGGAUAGGGUACUCUCACAAGAUGCGGGAGAUCCCCAGUGCAAGUGCACCCCUGCCCCCACCUCCGCAUCCUGAGGAGUAGAAAUGUGGAAGAUCCCUGUUCGAGAUUCUCUCAGGUGAGGUCCCUAUCCACCAGGCUAUGGAAUAUUCUGAGGUGGUGUUCCCUC
Mauremys reevesii (Reeves's turtle) is the source of this 2375-nucleotide messenger RNA. It is a transcript of the gene TFCP2L1, whose product is annotated as transcription factor CP2 like 1. Lineage: Eukaryota; Metazoa; Chordata; Testudines; Geoemydidae. Gene Ontology annotation, biological process: regulation of transcription by RNA polymerase II. The transcript is spliced from 15 exons. Gene Ontology annotation, molecular function: RNA polymerase II cis-regulatory region sequence-specific DNA binding; DNA-binding transcription activator activity, RNA polymerase II-specific. Gene Ontology annotation, cellular component: nucleus. The coding region runs from base 51 to 1478 and encodes 475 amino acids. The record is from RefSeq and is a predicted model, not a curated record.